Molecule: messenger RNA, 330 nt
Organism: Candidozyma haemuli
Lineage: Eukaryota; Fungi; Ascomycota; Pichiomycetes; Serinales; Metschnikowiaceae
Exons: 1
Coding region: 1-330 (109 amino acids)
Source: RefSeq, a predicted model, not a curated record
AUGAGUAAGGCAUUGAAGAAGCUCGAGUGGCUUGUGAUCAUCUACGAUAAGCCUAUCAACCAGAGGCUUAAGUUUAGACCUACGCAUUUCCAGGCAAUUCCUAAACUGUUCGAGAACGGAACCGUUACCAGUGCUGGACCAGUGUUUAAAGACGACGAGAGAACACAGUUUGCUGGGUCAGCGUUUACAAUUGCCGCUGAAAAGAAGUCAGACAUUAUUGAUUUUUUGAAACAAGAUGUCUACGCUAAGGAAGGAGUCUGGGACUUUGACAAUAUCGUUAUUCAUCCAUAUACCCCGGUGGUAAGAGCACAGAAGGAUUUCCCCAAGUAA